Ictidomys tridecemlineatus (thirteen-lined ground squirrel) is the source of this 2013-nucleotide messenger RNA. The record is from RefSeq and is a predicted model, not a curated record. NCBI's taxonomy places the organism in Eukaryota, Metazoa, Chordata, Mammalia, Rodentia, Sciuridae.
AUGGAGCCGGCACCCGACCACUCACUCCAACCCUAUCUGCCUGCUUUCAGACGCAAAGACCCCAUCGAAAGCCCCCUGAGGGCGCGACACAAGAAGAGGACAGUGGGAGAACAGAAGGAGGCCAGGCCUCGCUUCUCAAGUCUCCAGCUUCCCGCGAACUGCUGGAACCCCGAUCACAGCCCGCAGCACCACAAGGAAAGGCAAGGGGGUGAUCCUCCUGACAAUCAAAGGACACGAUGCUUGAAGAGUAGUAAGAUUGCCAAGGAGCUGGCAAUAGUAAGAUUACCUGAGGAGCUGCUGAUGGGGUUGCCAGAGGCUACCAAAGGUCCUAUCCACAUGUUCCCUUCUAAACCUCUGCUCUCAGAGCCAAAGCCACUGGAAGCUGCUAUAUUUAAUCAGAAGGCCUUCUGUCCAGCCAUCAGCCACAACAUCCCCACUCCUGUCAAUAUUUCUUCAGGGCCUGGGUGUGACAUGCAGUUCUCCUCGAGCAGUGAGAUCUACCUGCAUUUCCAGGAGCACAGCUGUGAAGAACAGUAUUUGUGUCAGUUCUGUGAACAUGAAAUGAAUGAUGCAGAAGACUUGUAUAGCCAUAUGAUAAGUGAUCAUGCAUGUAAAUUAAUAGAACUAAGUGAUAAGUAUAACAGCGGAGAACAUGGACAAUACAGCCUCUUAAGCAAAAUUACCUUUGACAAAUGUAAGAACUUCCUAGACAACCCAUUCAUCAGCCAGGACCCAGAGGAACAUAGUAACAUCAAUAAACCCACCUUGACAAUGGAGCACCUGUGGCUCCCAGUUAUAUUCGUCAUAGAAUCAGGCCUUGGAAAAGCUGAAGGAAAGCCCAGUCUGCAAGAAAAAGCCCAGGCCACGAGCAUGAGUCUCCUGCCCAUUUUGCCACUUACUAUGGAGUUUGAUCAGACCCCAGAAGGCCUCUCUAUGUAUGUGACAAAUGAUAGUCACAUUAUAUAAAACAAGUCAAUGCAGGUGACCAGCAUCUGUAGCCUGGACAUCUUCUACUUCCCCUUUGACCAGCAGAACUGCACCCUUACCUUUGUGGCCAUCAGGUACAGCUAUCUGACCAUCAGCUGGUGGCUUAGAGAAUUUGUUCUGGGACUGGCCAUUUCACCUCUCGGUAGUGAAAGGCGAGUGACUCACCCUGGACAGAGAUUCAACCAGAGAUUUACUGGGCGGCUGCCCGAGGGGGAAGAAAAGGAAAGGAUGGGGCAGUACUUUCACCAUCAACUGCUCGGAGUGUGGCCAGCAUGGGGUGUGGAGAAAAAAGUGUGAGAAAGAAUAGACAAGUUCCAAGACAUUAUUCAGGUGCAGGGAGAAUGGGAGCUCCUGAGCAUCAAAAAGACUGCUCCAAUAACCGAGGGUGCCAAGCUGUAUGAUCAGAUCGUGUUCUAUGUGGCCAUCAGAUGCAGGCCCAGGCUCUAUGUGACAAACCUCCUGGUGCCCAGUGGCUUUCUGAUGGCCACUGAUGCCCUCAGUUUCUACCUGCCAGCAAAAAACCAGAAUCGUGCCCCAUUCAAGAUGACCCUUCUGCUGGGCUACAAGGUCUUCCUGCUCGUCUACUUUGCCCUGUGUCUGUCCCUGAUGGUGGCCAGUCUGCUGGAGACCAUCUUCAUCACCUAUCUCCUGCACCUCACCUCCACCCAGCCCCCACCUAUGCCUGGGUGGCUCCACUCCCUGCUGAGGCACUGCACCAGCCCAAGGAAGUGCUGCCCCCCUGGGGCCCAGAAGGAGAAGAAGGGUCUGGACCUCAGGCCCACCCACCUGCCUGGGGUGAAGGAGCCAGAAGACUUGGUGGAGAAGGUGUCAGGUACCAGGGAGGCGGAGCUAACUGGGUGCCCUGAAUCAGCAAGAGCCCAGCAGGAACUGGAGGCCCAGAAGCAGCACUUGGUGAAACUGUGGGUGGAAUUCAGCCAUCUACUGAUGGAUACCCUGCUCUUCCAUCUCUACCUGCUCUUUAUGGCCUCCUCCAUCCUCACGGUCAUUGCCCUCUGGAACACCUAG